UGGUAUUCCAUUGGAUAGGCAUUUUGCUACAUCCAAUGGAUGUACAUUUCUUAUCCAUGGAUAUCCGAAACUUUUUUGGACCUAAAAUGGACAUCCAUUGGAUGGCCUGUGUUAUUAGGGUAAUAGGGGAAAUACGAUACUCAAAACGCGUGGUGAUAGAGAACUUACUAAUAUACUAAUGAUUAUCUUUUUUGUAAUUAGUCAUGUAUGUAUAAUUAUCCCUCUCAUUAUUUAUCUACUUAUUCCAGUUUUCCACCCAACUGCGAUGAUUAUUAUACCUACACAAAAGUUGUGAAUCUCAAUAUAAUAUAAGGUAUUACAUGUGGUAUAUCAUUAUAUCAACACAGUUUCUACACAGAUGCGAUAUUCAUCUGAUAUACAGGAGAGAAAUCGACAAAUGCAGUUGGUUUGAGUCCGCUGUGACAUGUGGUCGAUAUCUCGGUGGAAGGUUAUCGUAUGAAAAGUUGCGCAGUAGGCUCAGUCCAUCGUCGUGACAUGAACAAACCUAAUCCAAAUCAAUCGAGGAGCAUCAGCCUGGAGCGGUGGGAAUGACAGAUACCGAUAAAGCCUUGAAGCUACACUUGAACUCCACCUGUUGCGAAAAUGACAACGAAGAGAGACAAAGUGAUUUGGACGAUUACUACCAGGUGGACACCAUCAGCACCGCCUCGUGCCAAGAAGAAGGCGAAGAAGAAGAAUACGAGGAAUGCGACGGUGCCAUCAUCGCUGUCGCCGGCCAACCAACAUUGCCACAUUUCGGCACCGUGUCCGUGGUCAACUCCAAUGACGUCCAUUUUGGCAACAAGACAGUAUACAAGGGUCCCGUGACCAUAAAACAGUUCGUUUACCCCAACGGGAACGUUUGUCCGGACGGUGUGAACGGUUUCGUGAAAAGUGGGGGGGAUGAGAGCAGUGAAGGGGUGGAUAAUGUGUGUUUCGCGAGUGAGUGUGUGGGGGAGACGAAACACAAUAAGGAGGUUGACAAUGGGGACGUGGAGGGAGGGGUAGAAGUUCGGCAACCUCAUCAGAGGAAGUUUGGGAAAGGGGUUCGAUGGCUGUGCAAUUUUUCUCGAACCAGGCCUAUAGAAACGGCCAUUAUAGGGUCGAUAGUGCUAGUAUCGGUUGCGAUUCUUCUGGCAGUUGUAUUGUGGAGGUUUCCGAUUUCUAAGCCUAUAGUACGCCAUGAUGUGGACGAAGAGGAUAACAACACGCCUAUCGAGUAUUCCUCUGACUCGAACGCCACCCUGAGCCGAAAAGUCCACGUGAUCUCGCGGCUGCAGUGGCUGGCGCAGCCUCCGCUGCAGCCCACCGACCCGCUGCGGCUGCCCGUGCCCCUGGUGAUAGUCCACCACACGGCCACCGAGAGCUGCUCUUCGCACGCCCAGUGCGUCUUCCAGACUCGGCACAUACAGACCUUCCACAUCGAGAGCAACGGCUGGUUCGACAUCGGGUACAAUUUCCUGGUGGGCGGCGAUGGGGAUGUUUACGAGGGCAGAGGGUGGAAAAAAGAGGGUGCCCACACUUUCAGCUACAACAACCAGAGUAUCGGGGUAGCUUUCAUCGGCACCUUCAUAAAAGAGCCACCCCCCUCGAAUAUGAUCAAUUCCUUUCACAAGUUGAUUGAAAAAGGGGUGGAAUCGGGAUACCUGACGAAGGACUAUAAAAUCAUGGCUGCCAGGCAGCUGCACGCCACUGAAAGCCCUGGGAAGAGUUUCUACGAGGUGAUCAAAACUUGGUCGCAUUGGACUGAUAAACCGUGAACGUUCGAAAAGUUAAUAUUGGGUUUUAGUAACAUUUUGAAGAUGAACUGUUUUGAAGUUGAUGCUGACCUACUUAUUGAAAUAAUCCAUUCGAGGAGUUUCAGACUCAAAAUAAAAAAAAAACUUGAGAAGACAUAAUUUUCACAGUUUAUCAUUCCGAUUGUUUCAUUAUCUCAUAUAAUGCAUUAUUAUCUACUGUAAAUAAAAAUAGACUGAAAAUGUACAUAGAAUUAUUAGAAAAAAUGGUAGAUUAUGGCGUAUAUUCAUGUAUUGAGAAAAUAUUCGGUGUAUUAUUCCAUUUCUCAUUAUACAGGGUGAUCCACGGUGGAUGGCCUAUUAGAAGUAUCUGGAGAACAAAAGACAUUCUGAAAAUUGGGAUCCUUUGAUAAUUGAACAUUUUCUAUCCGUCUAAAAUAUUUUCAUCGAUACAGAGUGUUUCCACUUCUAUUAGAAACAACUAGCAACUUUGUUAUUCCCAAUGGAACACCCUGUAUUUUAUUGCAUUUUCACAUUCUUCCUGAAAAGCUGAUUUCAUCAAUUCAUCACACUUGGGGUCUAGCAAGAAUGAUUACAAAGAUAUAGGGUGUUCAAAAUCGAGAUUUUUCAAUUUUAAGAUCUUUUUGUGUCGAAACUAUAUUCAUUAUCGAUCAAAACGGCUAACAUGUCCCUAUCUUAACUUUCGAUUCACUAUCCACUGGAAUUUAAUUGGAAAAAAUACAGGGUGCUUCAAGAUUCAGAAUUCUGAUCACCCAAUUAAAUAUCAGUGUAAAUAGUGAAUCGAAAUUUGAGAUAGGGACAUGUAAGCCGUUUUGAUCGAUAAUGAAUAGUUUCAACACAAAAAAAUCCUAAAAUUGAAAAAUCUCGAUUUUCACCCUAUGUCUCUGUAAUCAUUCCUGCUAGAACCCAAGUGUGAUAUAUUGAUGAAAUCAGAUCUUUAGGAAGAAUCUAAAAAUGUAAUAGAAUACAGGGUGUUCCAUUUGAAAUAACAAAGUUGCUAACUGUUUCUGAUAGAAGAGGCAACACUGUAUCGAUGAAAAUAUUUCAGAUGGAUAGAAAAUGUUCAAUUAUCGAAGCAUCCCAAUUUUCAGAAUGUUCUGUCUUUUAGUUCUCCAGAUACUUCUAAUAGGCCAUUCACCGUGGAUCACCCUGUAUAUCAUAUCGAUUUUUCUUUUUUAAUAAUAUGAAUAUUUGCAUCUAUUGAUAUAUCUAGUGUUUACUUUGUGAACAUGUGGUAAAAACUCAUCAAAUUGGUUGAUGAAGAUAUUCAGAAAUUUUAUGCAAAAAAUUUAAAAUUUUUGAUCGAAUAAUGUUUCAAAGUUUUGCCAUACUUCCUGUUCACACUUAUAUUUUUCCUAAAGUGAAUGUGAGUUUAUUUUUGUAUACAAACAAUUCCGAAACUGUAUAUAAAAGUAUGAAUAUGGGUUUGUGAUAUAUAGUGAAAUAAAUUGGCUCAAUAAAUAUUCUUUCAAUUUGUAUAUUUUCCUGAGAAUUUUAUAAUGUGGGUACCCUUACACACUAAGAAGUGUCGUUUUACAUAAAAUAAUACUAAAACAUACUAAAACUAUGAGUAAUUGAAUGAUUUAUUAUGAAUAUUAGGUAAAUUUUUUGAAUUUUUUCUUGUUCACCUUGUAUUCAUAUAUCCAGAAUUAUCCACAUGAUGUUAGAGGAUGUUAAUGAAUAUGAGAUAAAACUACACACAGACACAAUACUUUAUGGUGACUUAUAAAUUAAUAAAAGAAUAAAUUAAAAUAAUAAUUUUUUAAAUAAUAUAAAAUUUAAGAUUCAUCUAAUCUAGGAGGAAAUAGCAAGGAACUGCUUUUCGACAUUGAUGUCCAAUUACAUCACCUUACUUAAUUAUACAUAUAUAUACAUUCAUAUUUCACGAUAAUGGGAUAUUGGGAAUUGAAUUCCGUUCAAGAAUUUGAAUUUGAUUCACGUACAUUUUUGUACUUUCUGAAAAAGAGUAUUAAAUGAAACAAAUAUUUGAAUUUUUGGAAACGAAUUAUCAUAUCACAGCUCAACUUCAAGAAAAAAUCGUUUUCUAUUAAACGGCUUCGUUUUCUGGCAAUUUCCUUGAUCUAAUCGAAGACCUGUUGAUCAUGCUUGACCUAACCUCUCCUCUGAACGAGGCUCUCAAAGAUGAAGUCCUGCAGAACCUGGGUGUGACUGGUGUCGAUGGAACCUUUUG
This is a messenger RNA of Phaedon cochleariae (mustard beetle), 3948 nucleotides long. Lineage: Eukaryota; Metazoa; Arthropoda; Insecta; Coleoptera; Chrysomelidae. The record is from the annotation of a GenBank genome assembly.